GCAGAAUAUGGUGAUGAAGGAGUAGCCACCACUGUACCAAUUGAUUUGCUUUAUGAGUCCCCCACUACUAUAGUCACAAGUGAUACAGACAAAGCACCAGAGCCAGUAUUAGAAAGUGCUGUGCAGACUAUGAUAUUGCAAGGACUCGCUUUGCCCUGUCGACCGCAGACAAAAUCCAUCUCUCCAGUGAAGGAACAGGAAAUAACACUAAAGAUAUCGCCGAUGAUUGAACCUGAUGAGGGUUCGGAAGAGUUGAGUCAGUGGUGAAGAAUAAUGAAAUAUCACCGAAAAAAACAGGAUAUGAAGGAGGUGAAAACUGAAGAGCAAUCUGAGGGGAUAUUUGAUGAUGCGGAUGAUUUUGAUAUUGACAAAGAGAGUAAAGUAGUUGAUAUGGCAAUACCUAGUGAAGAAACUGUUUUGAUUACCAAGGAACCAGUAAUGCCUGUUGUCAUUGCAAAUGAUAUAACCAAAAUAACUGUUUUUCCACCGACUAACAUUUUAAAUAAUGUAAAUGGUCCUGCGGGAUUUGACUGUCUUCCAUCGCCCCCAGGUAUUAACAAUGUAGCAGGAGCGCCCUCUGGAGGAGCUGUGAUAAAUGUCUCAGUUGCACCAUCUUCGGUCUCACCAAGAAACAGUCCAAAUAGCUUUGUGACUGAGAGUAGAAAUGUGCUUUCCUACAAGCCACCUGACAUUCCUCUGACUGAGACUGUUUCGCUUUCAGUGACAUUUAUUAGUAAAGAUGGUAUGAUCUAUGGGCAUGAAGUUAGAGAAGGAAAUGACAAACUGAUGAAUGUGAUGGCCAAAUUACAAAGCUAUUUUAAGGACAGUGAACCUCCAAGUGGUGACAUUGAAUGGAGAAUUGGACAGCCGUGUUCUGCGUUAUUUUCUGAGGAUGAGCAUUGGUAUAGAGCAAAGAUACUGGAUAUAACAGACCAGGAUAUAGAAGUAGCAUAUAUUGAUUUUGGUAAUACUGAGACUGUUUCAGUAGAGAAUCUAAGAGACGAAGUUAUAGACACAGAUGUACCACAGCAAUGUUUGGAAUGUUUAUUAUAUGGUGUAACACCAAUGACUGAUACAGUUUUGAUUCAAAUUGGUAUGGCGGUUAGGCUUAUUUGUUUUCAGGUGAUUUGA
Molecule: messenger RNA, 1131 nt
Organism: Saccoglossus kowalevskii
Lineage: Eukaryota; Metazoa; Hemichordata; Enteropneusta; Harrimaniidae
Product: RING finger protein 17-like
Molecular function (GO): zinc ion binding
Source: RefSeq, a predicted model, not a curated record